AUGAAUCACAAUAACCCAUCUCAAGCUAAUCGGAGACACGAUUAUGGUGGAUUAUUGCAAGAAGAACAAAUGGAAGCGUAUAGAGAAAGAAGAAGAGAGCUUGACCCAGAUCCAGAUCCUGCUCCAUCUCCAGCUGAACCAGUAUCCGAAACACGGCCACCACCACCGCCACUGCCACCGCCUGAUGUGGCGGUUCGUUAUCGGGAAUGCUUAAAGAACCAUGCUGCCAGCAUGGGCGCACAUGUUGUCGAUGGGUGUGGGGAGUUUAUGGCUAGUGGAGAAGAAAACACACCAGAAGGUUUAAAAUGCGCCGCCUGUGAAUGCCACCGGAGUUUCCACCGACGAGAGGUGGAAGGCGAGCCAUCCGCCACAAGGGUACCUUCGAUGUCGAUACAUAACCCACCACCUCGAUCUACCACAAUGCAGCCACCUCAUCAUCAACAACCACACCUCAGGUACCACCACCGCCAGACGCCGCCAAUCAUGGUGGCGUUCGGUGGGAACAGUGUUGCACCGACGGAAUCGUCAAGUGAAGACCUUGACAUCUACCGGACACACGCCGGUCGACACAUGAUGGAGCAGCCAUCAAAGAAAAGAUUCCGAACAAAAUUCAGUGAAGAACAAAAGGAAAAGAUGCAUGAUUUUGCUGAAAGAAUAGGGUGGAAGAUUCAGAAGCAAGAUGAACAAGAGAUUCGAGAAUUCUGCAAUGAAGUUGGACUGAAAAGACAAGUGUUCAAAGUAUGGAUGCAUAACAGCAAACAAGCCAUGAAGAAGAAACAACCGUAA
Lactuca saligna is the source of this 786-nucleotide messenger RNA. The record is from the annotation of a GenBank genome assembly. Lineage: Eukaryota; Viridiplantae; Streptophyta; Magnoliopsida; Asterales; Asteraceae.